AUGCUUACAGCACCUGCUCCUGAGGGGCCUGGCAAUGAGGAAAAAGAACACCAUGAUUCCACCAGCACGCUGUCCGGACACGAGCAAGAAGAGCUCAGGAAAGUAGCGUCUCGACAAUCAGCAGCAUCAACCGCAGCAGGUAGAAGCUUAAAGCAGGACUUUGCAUCGCUCAUAGACCCCACAAGUCCUCACUUCGACUUAUCCCAAUGGAUGCUUCAUCAAGUCCAACAAUUCGAAGGGGACAGCAGCGCACGGAAAACGGGAGUUGUAUUCAAAGAUGUUACUGUGCAGGGAAGCGGAGCCGAGAUUCAAACUCAACACACAGUUCUAUCCUCAGUCUAUGCUCCUAUCCUGGGGGGUACGUUCAGUCGUGGCCCAAAAACCGCCAAGACGAUUUUACACGAUGUUCAUGGAAACGUCGAGCAGGGCGAGAUGCUUCUCGUGCUCGGCCGGCCAGGAGCUGGAUGCUCUACCAUGCUGAAAACCAUUACAGCGGAGACGAACGGACUCGAUCUGUCGUCAAAUUCAGUCAUUUCUUACAAUGGAAUACCACAACCCUUGAUGAAGAAGAAUUUCAAGGGCGAGCUUCUCUAUAACCAGGAAGUUGAGAAACAUUUUCCCCAUCUAACGGUCGGCGAAACACUCAACUUCGCAGCAGCAGCACGUACUCCUCGACUUCUCCCGAAUGAAAUGUCGAGAAAGGAAUACAUCAGGCAUAUAAGGGACGUUGUCAUGGCAGUCUUCGGUCUGUCACAUACCGUCAACACGAAAGUUGGUUCUGAUUUUGUGCGGGGCGUCAGUGGAGGUGAGAGAAAGCGAGUAUCUAUCGCAGAAAUGGCCUUGGCUGGCUCGCCACUCUGUUGUUGGGAUAAUGCUACACGCGGCCUUGAUUCUGCGUCAUCUUUGGACUUCGUCAAGGCGCUGAAGACGAGCUCCAGGAUUUUUGGUACUACUCAUGUUGCCACGCUUUACCAACCCUCGCAAGCCGUAUACAAUUGCUUUGACAAGGUUAUGGUCCUCUACCAAGGGCAUGAGAUAUACUUUGGCCCUACCACGGAAGCGAAGCAGUAUUUUGAAGAUAUGGGCUGGUAUUGUCCUGCUAGACAAACAACCGCAGACUUUCUUACGAGUAUAACUAACCCAAGUGAGCGGCAAGCACGGGAAGGUUAUGAAGGGAAGGUCCCGCGGACUCCCGAGGAGUUCGAAGUGCACUGGAGGAGCAGCGCGAGCUACAAGCGGCUGGGUCAUGACAUCUCAAGCCACGAGGCGAGAUUUGGUGCUGACUGUGGCGCGACCGAAGCAUUCAAGCAAAGUCAUGCCAAACGUCAGGCUCGGUACGCACGGUCAAGCUCCCCGUAUUUGAUCGAUAUCCCGACACAGAUUGGGAUAUGUGCUUCCCGGUUUUACCAACGCGUCUGGAAUGACAUUCCUUCCACAUUAACUUUGAUGAUUGGACAGAUCGUUUUUUCCAUCAUCAUUGGGUCGCUGUUCUAUGGAGACGCGUUCGGAACUGAGGAUUUCACUCUGAAGAUGUCAGCAUUGUUCUUUGCCAUUCUGCUUAACUCACUUUUGACCGUCACCGAGAUUCAAAAUCUCUAUGCUCAGCGGCCGAUCGUUGAAAAGCAGGCUUCGUAUGCUUUUUAUCACCCUUUCACAGAGGCUUUAGCGGGUGUUUGUGCCGAUAUCCCUAUAAAAGUCGGAUGCAGUCUUGUUUUCAACAUCGUGUUCUACUUCAUGUGCGGGUUUCGAUACGAGGCUGGUCCAUUCUUUGUUUUCUACCUGUUUGUCACCAUGGCUCUGCUUUGUAUGAGUCAAAUUUUUCGCUCCCUGGCAGCGGCCACCAAGGCGAUCCCUCAGGCACUCGCUGCUGCCGGAGUCAUCCUACUCGCCACUGUUAUCUAUACCGGCUAUUUGCUUCCCCUGCCGAGCAUGCAUCCUUGGUUCAAGUGGAUCUCGUACAUCAAUCCACUGAGAUAUGCAUUUGAAGCGCUGGCUGUGAACGAAUUCCAUGGACGUGACUUCCCCUGUUCGGACCUGGUACCACUCUACCCCGGGUUGACUAACGGAUCAGGUACCUACUUUAUAUGUGCUGCAAAGGGUGCGGUAGCUGGAGAGCUAUAUGUAAACGGAGACGACUUUCUCUCCGUGAGCUACGGGUACGAAUACAGCCACCUUUGGAGGAAUUUUGGUAUUCUAUGCGCUUUCAUCAUCGCUUUUCUCGCCUUGUAUCUGUUACUCACUGAGAUCAACUCACAAUCUUUAUCCACGGCGGAGAGUCUUGUCUUCCAACAUGGUCGCAUUCCCGUUGCCUUGGAGAAAUCUGCAAAAGACCCGAAGGCCGCCAAUAUCAGCGCAACCCAAGGACAGGAGACGGCAGACGACACGGUUAUGCCACCACACCAGGACACAUUUAUGUGGCGUGACGUCUGCUAUGAUAUCAAGAUCAAAAAGGAGGAGCGCCGCUUGUUGGAGAAAGUCAGUGGAUGGGUGGAGCCUGGCACCCUGACUGCGUUGAUGGGUGUCUCGGGAGCUGGAAAAACAACCCUACUGAACGUCCUCGCCCAACGUACUUCAACAGGAGUCAUCACAGGCGAUAUGCUAGUAAACGGCUCUCCUCUCUCUGCUAGCUUCCAGCGCAGCACAGGCUAUGUUCAGCAACAGGACUUGCAUCUUCAUACUGCGACCGUUCGUGAGUCUUUAAGGUUUUCGGCCCUGCUGCGUCAACCUAAAUCAGUCCCCGUCCAGGAAAAAUACGACUUUGUCGAAAAAGUCAUCACCAUGCUCGGAAUGGAAGAAUUCGCAGAAGCAGUGGUAGGCUUUCCGGGCGAAGGGUUGAAUGUCGAGCAACGGAAGCUUCUGACAAUUGGCGUUGAGCUUGCCGCAAAGCCCGCUUUACUUCUCUUCCUCGACGAGCCAACCUCCGGCUUGGAUAGCCAGUCUUCAUGGACUAUUGUUGCGCUUUUGCGUCGGCUCGCAUCUAGUGGACAGGCUAUUCUUUGUACGAUUCAUCAGCCAUCAGCCAUGCUGUUUCAGCAGUUUGAUCGGUUAUUGUUCCUGGCUAAGGGCGGUCGUACCGUUUACUUUGGCGAUAUCGGACCAAAUUCUCGUACAAUGCUGGAUUACUUCGAGACAAAAGGUGCGAGAAGAUGCGACGACUCAGAGAACCCAGCCGAGUACAUUCUCGAGAUUGCAGGUGCAGGGGUGAAUGGCAAAGCCGAACAGGAUUGGCCGACUGUGUGGAAGGAAAGUCCUGAAUAUACCCAAAUGAUGAGUGCUCUGGAGAAGAAGUGCUCAGCGGUGGGAUACACGAAUCAUACCGACAAACAAGCUGAAGCAGAAGGAACCGAAGACGCCUUUGCGAUGCCUUUCAAGCUGGCCUUGGGCAUCCUGUCAGCCCUCUUCGUAGGCUUCUCGUUUUACAUCCCCGGUACCUCUCAACAAGGCUUACAAUCGUCCAUUUUCUCCGUGUUUAUGAUCACAGCAAUCUUCACCGCUCUGGUCCAACAGAUCAUGCCGCAAUUUAUAUUCCAGCGAGACCUUUAUGAGGUCCGAGAACAACCGUCGAAGACCUACCACUGGGCAGCCUUCCUAGGCGCCAAUCUAAUAGCAGAGAUCCCUUACCAAAUGUUCGUCGCUAUCCUGGUCUAUGCAAGCUUUGUAUACCCCGUCUACGGCAUCGCAGACUCCCAGCGCCAGGGGAUCAUGCUCCUCUUGAUCAUCCAGUUCUUCAUCUACGGGUCGACCUUUGCGCACGCGGUGGUUGCCGUUCUGCCUAAUGCCGAGACAGCUGGUCUCAUUGCCACCAUGCUGUUUAACAUGACACUUGUCUUCAACGGAAUCCUUGUUCCUCGCGUCGCGCUUCCUGGAUUCUGGGAUUUCAUGUAUCGCAUCUCGCCAAUGACCUACCUCGUGAAUGCCAUCAUCGCCUCGGGUGUGAGCGGUCGUGCGGUUAACUGUUCCGAAAAGGAACUUAGCGUCUUCAGUGUUGCUCCUGGUUAUAAUACCUGCGGGCAAUACUUGGAAGCCUACCUCGAAGCGGCCGGUACUGCCGCAGGUAAGCUUCUCAACCCGGAGAGCACAGACCAAUGCAAGUAUUGUACGCUUCAAACCGCUGAUCAGUUCCUGGCGAGUCGGGAUAUAUACUAUGACCAGCGUUGGCGGAACUUUGGGCUCCUUUGGGUCUAUAUUGCAUUUAAUGCAGCCUUUGCUUUUGCUAUCUACUAUCUUUUUCGGGUGCGGUCGUGGAAGAGGAAGGCUUGA
Molecule: messenger RNA, 4260 nt
Organism: Aspergillus tubingensis
Lineage: Eukaryota; Fungi; Ascomycota; Eurotiomycetes; Eurotiales; Aspergillaceae
Product: ABC-transporter
Exons: 5
Coding region: 1-4260 (1419 amino acids)
Biological process (GO): transmembrane transport
Cellular component (GO): membrane
Molecular function (GO): ABC-type transporter activity; ATP binding; ATP hydrolysis activity
Source: RefSeq, a predicted model, not a curated record